Molecule: messenger RNA, 2289 nt
Organism: Cynoglossus semilaevis (tongue sole)
Lineage: Eukaryota; Metazoa; Chordata; Actinopteri; Pleuronectiformes; Cynoglossidae
Exons: 2
Coding region: 852-1616 (254 amino acids)
Molecular function (GO): metal ion binding
Source: RefSeq, a predicted model, not a curated record
GUUUCUUGUGACAAAUGCAAUAAAAGAAAAAAAAUGUAGAGAUCAAACACACGAGAUGCGAAUGUUAAAAAUUUAAAUGAAAAGACCUAGUGUAAACAUUUAGUAAAUCUAUGCAGUUUUACAAAGUAUCAGCGCAAUAGAAUAGGACCUGUAUCCAGGUCAGAGAGAUGGGCAGGCUACAUGGAAAUUGCAGAUAACUGAGAGGUACACUGCAGUAAAUGAUGCUUGACUACAGGAUUGUUACCACUUAGCCAGAUUAGGUAAAUAAACAGGGCAAACAUAAAAAAAUAAUUAAAAAACACUUCAAUUGAAGUUUUAAUAUACAGGUGAACAGUGUGUGAAUUAACUCUGAAAAAUAUGAUGAUGAGUAUUAUUAUUGUUAUUCAUAAAUAGUAAUAUACUGUGUUUGGGUUAAAACAUUUGUCAAGAAAUUUGAUUAGAAAGAUUAUUUAAGAAAUAUUGCUUUUAUUGCUUUGUCUGGGUAUAUAUGAGUAAAUUUGUGAAACCAACACUGGUUGUUUAUCUUUGCACUGCGGUAACCUGAGAGGGUUUGGCGGAAUUUAAAAGAGCUUUCUUUUUAAUUAAAUUGAAUGGUGUAGUACCACUCCCGUGCAGCAGAUGACACUGCACAAAAACAGUAACGUGAAGAACAAGCUACAGCUACGUGGUUGUUUGCUGUCAUUUAUGUUAAACCACUUUUUUUAAAAAGGGAUUACGGGAUUGUCUUUAAUUUCGUUUUGUUUUAUUUUAUUUUGAGGUGUUGCUGUUAUCGUCUCUCAGAAGCUGUUAGUAGACUGCUUUUCUUCAAAACAAAGCUUCCAAAUACCGUAGCGUAUGCUAAACGUAGAGGUAUGAACUCUUUGGUUGGUUACGGAGUUUCCUCAGAUUCUGACAGCGACGAAGGUGGAAACGCUGAUGGAGAUGGAUCCAUCAAGGAGGUACGUAGUGAAGCGGUAGCUGCUAAGAAGACUCGCAAUUUCUUACUGGAGUCUGGUUCCACUUCCAGUGACUCGGAUAAUGAGUCCGAACUAGAGGGAAAGAACCCAGAGCCAGCUGCAUCCUCAGUGCACCCCUGGUCUCUGCCAAGAUCAGCGUCUACAGGUUGUGAGCCGAGCCUCCCAUCUCCUAUCCUGGACUCCCUCGGUCUUAACAAACUGCCUCCUCCUCCUCUGAGUGCUUGUUCUACAAGCAGCGUAUUUUUAAAUCCAUUCAAGGCUCAGGCAAUGCAGAAACUCAGCGCAUUACAGAAACAUGUCCCUCUUACAACCCAGGCCAAACCUUCCCAGAUAGGAGGAAAAAGGAUGUGUGUGUCCUACAGGAAAGAUGGAAGGUGCAGGUUUGGCAUAAAAUGCAAGUUUGCUCAUGACAGUGACAUACAGACCCCAGUCGUUUCCUCUCCUGGUAAUCAUCAUCUCCCUCAGCGUGUAAAUGAUGAAGAAUCCUGUGAUGGUGGCUCCAAUGGUGCCGAGUCUCAGAAGCUUAAAGAGGAGGAGAAUUCAGGUGGUCAGCAGAUGAAGAAGAGGAAAGUCGGACUGAGCAACACUUUGAUUCCACCCAAACGUGCUAUGAAGCAGUACGCCAUGUUGAGAGACAGAUACCGAGCCAAUAUGCCCUAGAGAAAGUUCUGGGCUCUAAAUUUGCAAUCUUAAAAAUGCACAACUAUGUAGUGCAUAGUUAUCAGUAGGCAAUAACUGUACUGUAUGUAAAUGUUUGCCACUUUGUUAUACACAUGUUUUUUAUAGUUCCAUUGCAGAUUUCCAGUUCUGGAUACACACAGUCUAGGGGGAGAGGGGUUGUUUAUUUCAACUGCUGUUACUUUAAUUCAAGACUGUUCUAAGUUAAGAAUAGAAUAGUCUUUGUCAUAACAACACAUAUCUAGCAUUCUGUAAUCUUGAGCCACAUUUUGUUCCAAUUCCUCACAAGAAUAUACUGCAUCUCUCCAGUAAAGUUAAAACACAUUUGUUUCUAUGUGUCUUCCUGCUUGUUAUCAUUUUUUAAAGCCUAAACUAUUUCCUCGCAAGACCUGUCAAGAAAAACAAAAGGUGAAAUCUUUGUGUUUUUUAUGCAGGUUUCAUUUUCUGGACAUAACAUCUUUGGGGUGAUUCAAAGAUUUAUUCCAUGUGUAAAGUAGAAUAACAUAGAUAUGCCAGAAUAGUUAGAAUUGCUGUUUUCAGAUACUGGGGACUGAAUCACUUACCUUCCACCAAUCCACCUGCUUCCAGUGUGAGGGAAUUAAAUAAUCCCAAAUAAUGUUGUCGAACUGUCAAUAAAAAGACUUUAAAGUGUUAA